This is a messenger RNA of Phytophthora sojae, 582 nucleotides long. RefSeq lists its product as hypothetical. The transcript has a single exon. The annotation marks the transcript as partial. Lineage: Eukaryota; Oomycota; Peronosporomycetes; Peronosporales; Peronosporaceae. The record is from RefSeq and is a predicted model, not a curated record.
GACGAACAGCACAAACGAAGUCAUCAUGCGGCAACCUACCUACCUCGUUUGGCGGCCAAAGCAGCACAGAACCUGAGAAGCGCCACAUACCAACCACGCUUCCACGAACGAAUUCGCGUCCAAGUCGAUUUAGCCUCCAUCCGCCCAAAUGUCCCCGCGCCGAAAGAUAUUCAAGCUUUCUGGGGCACAUUUGCGUGGGCCGACAACCCCUGGAUACCGGACAGCAAUGCACCAUCACUCCAGCGCAGCAAAUACGACCGAAUCAAGGUGACAUCAAUUGCAAAUUUAAGUAUCGUCAGAGCUUCUGAAGAUGUUUAUGAGGUGAGAGUGCCCACUGCGGAUGGGUUCCCGGCCGGUCACACCAUCGCAAAGCUGGAGCGGUGGCUCAUAGCCAUUCUACUCAGUUCACCCAGGCUCGACAUCGGUCAACAGCUAGGACGACCGCCCGCUCUGGUGCUCAGACGGCCUCCUUCACUCAGUACCAGCUAUACAUGGUCGGUCGAGGUGGAAGGUUCUACUGUACGCGGAAUCUCCAACAACGGAUCGGCAACUCUCAUGCUGGAGCAGAAGCCGCGGCAUUGA